Molecule: messenger RNA, 447 nt
Organism: Alternaria infectoria
Lineage: Eukaryota; Fungi; Ascomycota; Dothideomycetes; Pleosporales; Pleosporaceae
Exons: 2
Coding region: 1-447 (148 amino acids)
Source: RefSeq, a predicted model, not a curated record
AUGUCAUCUAACAAGCCCCAUGCGUUCAACCCGGAAAACGUACCGGAACCUCCACCGACAUACAACCAAGUCUGCAUCACUCCAAUAGUGCCGUCAUCCAAAUUGAUCACUCUUGCUGGUCAAACGGGCCUUCAAAAAGAUCAUACCAUCCCAUCCGACAUUAAAGAGCAGGCAAAGGGCGCUUAUGAUAGCAUUCACAAGUGCUUGGCGGCGGCUGGAGCCACACCACGAGACAUUGUGCAUGUUCGACAUUAUAUCGUCAAGGAGACCGGCAACCCGGAGCAGGAUCGAAAGGAUGUAGUAGAUCGUGGCUGGGGAGAUAUCUGGAUCGAAUUUAUGGACAAUGAGGCGGAUGGGCAUAGACCACCUGAUACGGUUGUCGGUGUUGCAAGUCUGGCGAAGAAGGAACUGUUGUAUGAGUGUGAAGUUACCGCUAUGAUUAGCUAG